Messenger RNA from Vicia villosa (hairy vetch), 939 nucleotides. RefSeq lists its product as uncharacterized. Lineage: Eukaryota; Viridiplantae; Streptophyta; Magnoliopsida; Fabales; Fabaceae. The record is from RefSeq and is a predicted model, not a curated record. The coding region runs from base 198 to 821 and encodes 207 amino acids. The transcript has a single exon.
CAAACCUUUACAUAUUUGACAACCUCAAACUCUCAUAUCCCCAAAACCAAAAGAAGAAACCUACUCAUUUUCCUCUGACACCUUCUCAUCUUCUUGUCCUUCUUCCAUCACACUCUCACACUUUCUUCUUCACACUCCUCCCUCUUUAUAGGUAACAAUCCCAAAACCAUCCUCAAUUCUGGUUUUCCUUUACUAACAUGGGUAAUCAAAAACUUGAAACCCAUCAUCAAUUUUACACCCCCCAUCCCAAAAACACAUUCCUUCCAAUGCUAUGUUCAAAACCCUCCAUCAAAGAAGUAAACCUCCCAAGAUGUAGAAUCAACCCCCCUUCUUCUUGCAAUGACCCUUUAUCACCAAGAAUAGGUUGCAUGGGUCAAGUCAAAAGAAACAACAAAAUUGCUGGAUUUCCAUCUUCACAAUACAAACUACUCAGCUUCAACAACAAAACCAUUUCUAGUUCCAUUAUUUCACCUGUGGUGAAAUACUCCAAACUCAAGAAACUUUUCUCUAGUAAGAAUCUUAUUAGCACCCCCUCAGUUACUUCCACCACCACCACAACCAAACAAAGGGUUGUAAAUGUUCCCAAAAAUAUUCAAAAGUGUGGUAGAAAUGAAAAUGUUGUUGUUGGCAUGAAAAUUGAUGAAAUGGAUCCUCCUUUGCCAGUGAUCAAGAGAGUGAAUAAUUUGGAAGAAGGAAACAAAAGUGAAAACAGUCUUUGGAAAAGAAGAUCAGGAUCAAGUGGUGUUUCAUUGAGAAGCUUACAAGUUCAACAGAUUCAACUUCAGAAUUCAAAGAUUUGUAUUCAACCUACAACUGUUUGAUGAGAUAGAUCUAGAGUUUUUUUUUUCUUUUUUAGUUUUUUUUUCUUAGAUCAGAAUCAUAUAUAAUGUAAAUUGUUUAUUCAUUUUUUUUUUUAUAAGUUUUCUGAGCUUCCAAUUA